This is a messenger RNA of Paraphaeosphaeria sporulosa, 875 nucleotides long. RefSeq lists its product as uncharacterized. The transcript has a single exon. Gene Ontology annotation, cellular component: mediator complex; core mediator complex. The record is from RefSeq and is a predicted model, not a curated record. NCBI's taxonomy places the organism in Eukaryota, Fungi, Ascomycota, Dothideomycetes, Pleosporales, Didymosphaeriaceae. The coding region runs from base 75 to 875 and encodes 266 amino acids. Gene Ontology annotation, biological process: regulation of transcription by RNA polymerase II. Gene Ontology annotation, molecular function: transcription coregulator activity.
AACAACGCAACACUGCAACUACACACCAAUCCUCGCACAACAACCCCCAACCCUUCCCCCCGACGCAUCUCACAAUGGCCCAGCCCGCCCCGGAAGACGAAGACGUCCUGACGUCCUACUUCCCCGCCCCGCCGCCCUUUUACAAGCACUUCACGCCCAAAAACCUCGACGCGCUGUCGCAAUUCAAGACCACGCACAGCAUCGAUGAAGACGCCGCCCUCACCACCCAGCAGCUCCUCCAGCUGCCCACCGAACUGCGCUACCUGGUGCCGCCCGCGCCCCCCUCCCCGUCGGCAGCGUACUCCGUCUUCGGCAAAAAGACCACCCUGCACGCCCUGGAAGACUACCCCGACACCAUGGCCGCCAUCCGCAGCCGCCUCCUCACGCACCCCGUGUCGGGCGACCCCGUGCUCGACUGGACCUACGAGCAGCUCUACCCGUCGUCGCCGACGUGGUCGAGUCUGGAUCGCCAGGCGUACCUCUUCCGCUUCCUGAGGAGCAUCGUGCUGAGCUACAUCGAGCUGCUGGGCAUCAUGGCGCAUGACCCGACGAGCGAGGCCAAGGAUGAGAAGUUGAAGGAUGUGCUGACGCUCGCUCUGAACAUGCAUGCGCUGGUUAAUGAGUAUCGGCCGCAUCAGGCGAGGGAGACGCUGAUUAGGGAGAUGGAGAGGCAGGUCGAGCGGAAGAGGGGGGAGGUGGAGGGCGUGAGGCGGAUGGGGGAGAGGGUGGAGGAGGUGUUGGCGGGUUUCGAGAGGAGUGGGGUGGAGGGGCGGGAGGAAAUUGAUGGAGCAGCGGGAGAGGUGAGCGACGAGGAGAGGAGGAGGGAGAGGCAGAGGGAGACAUGGGGGGUCUUGGACGAGGUGCUGGGGCAUUGA